This is a messenger RNA of Sungouiella intermedia, 1572 nucleotides long. Lineage: Eukaryota; Fungi; Ascomycota; Pichiomycetes; Serinales; Metschnikowiaceae. The record is from the annotation of a GenBank genome assembly.
AUGGCCAGCAUCUCGAAAAAGGUGGCGAAUUGGCUUUAUUCGGUUCUUCAGCCCCAAUAUCUCCACAAAGAAUUGGCAUUCAACGAUAUUUACAGGUUUCUUUCCGUGUACUUGAGUCAAGGUUUCAAGAUCAGAACUGCCGUAUAUACUUCUCAGCAAGGCAACUCCAACCUCCUUGUAAAUUUAUAUGGAUCAUUAAAUUGCAAGAAUAUUGAGGUUCCUUUGAAUAUUUGGGUGCCGCUAAAUUAUCCGUUUGCUGACAAUUCAGUGGCAGAACCCAAUGGUGUCCCAAUAGUUUACGUGGUUGCUACUCCAGACAUGUUGAUCCGGCCAGGAAACAACGUCGACUUGCAGGGCCGCUUUUACCAUCCUUAUCUCUCGCUGUGGCACCUGGAACUUCUUCCUGGCAGCUCUAAUGCCGAGUAUAAUUUGUUGAACUUGAUGAGUUGUUUAAUCACAACAUUCAACAAGGAUUCUCCAUUGCAACAUCCUCCAGUGACUUCGGGCCCAGAGCUUCCGCCCAAACCAGCAGCAUUGUCACCUAAUAAUACAGGAUUUCUUCGGCGGGAGACUAAUGGGCCGCCACUCCCUCAAAAACCGGGAUCGACAGCCAAUGAUGGAGUGCCUUUGAAGUACAGAUCUCCACUUCCACUUCCAUCACAAAACACCGGAAAUAGCGACUAUGCCAAUCGCCGAGUGGAGAAUAUUGUUCCUGGAUUCACGCCCACACAGCAGUCGCCAUAUCGUUCAGACACUCAAUUGAUACGUUCAGAAAGUCAGAUCCAAAUGGGCCAUACGGGCCAAAAUAGACUAGGUCAGACUCGGCCGGAGUACCAACUGCCUCCACACUCACUUACAACGUCGCCACCGCAUUCGUUUGUCAACUAUUCAUCUGUUUCUCCUGGCCGUGGAAGACCAAGUGAUGUUAAAACACCAACCCCAACACCAAGGGUAGGAGUAUCGGAAAUAGAAGAUCUCAUGGAUAAAGUCACAUUGGACGACGGCGCUAGCACCAUCCCUAGGGAGAUACUUGAGCAGAUUUCAGCGCAUAUCAACAGCUUUCUUUCGCUGGAGACUCCAGACAACGCCAACAGCAUAAUUGGCAAGAUUAACGAGAAUUCCCACCGCAUACAAGCUCUCUACUCGCAGCUUGAACAUCAUAAUAAGCAAGCAGCAGCUAAUAAGGAGAACCUUGAUAAGCACAUCAAGUACCUUCAGGGACAGGUAUCGGGAAUUCAAAAACUCAAUAGUGAGUUGGCUGCCUUGGACAAAAUGAACACCUCCAGCGUCGAUGAAAUCUACACCCUGACUACAGGACAAAAAUUGAAUCUAGAGGAUAUCAUCACUCCAGAUCUGAAGCUCGUACACCAAUUGUAUGAUGUCACAGCAGAUAUCAAGGCAUGUAAGGAUACAUUGAAGCUAUUGGGCAGUGGGCUUAAAGGUGAGGAGGAGAUGAUCAAUGAUGGAAAUUUGGACACAUGUGUGAAAGCUGCACGAGGGCUCGGACGAGAAUUAUUCUGGCUCGAGGUUACCAAGCAACAGAUCGCAAAGACCAUGGGGCUAUCUACAUAG